GUUGUCAAGACGACUACGCAACAAGUGAACUGCGGUACACCCACCACAUGGUGCUGUUCCACGCCUUCAACAAUUGUCAAAUACCGACAAACGCAAACGCUUGCCUUAAGUGUCUUCAAAUGAAAAAAAAUUGUCUUUUACGCAAAACUAGCCAUUGACUAUUUUCAAAAAAAAAUGUGUUUUUGACUUUAUUAGAGUAACAAGUUGUCGUUUUAGGGGAUGCUCAUUGGUUCGGUUAUUUAGUGACAAUUUGUGCAACAUUUUGAAAAUUUGAAAUAAAAUCGUGUUUAUUGUUACGCACGAAUGGUCAAGACAAACAUACUUCAACGCAAAUUGAAUGUGAUUAGUUGAUUUGUAUUCAAGUGCAUCUGUGUGUAUUUAUUCAUCACUAUCAGCGGUGAUUUUGAAUUUGUGCCUGAAAGCGGUGAUUUCGGAAUUGAAUAAAUUCAAGGCGACUGAGUUAAAGAGCAAGGUUGGUGCUUAUGGAACUCUCGGAGCGCCGAGGGUGUGUGUUCUAGUGCGCCCUUCGGGGCUAUGGAUACGGGGGCUUGUUGUGUGGCCCCCUCGGCGACGCCCCGAUCCGACGACCAGAUCGUCCCGGCACAUCCAGGAGACUGCUGGAACCCCCACCAGAGCAACCACUCGCAGCCCUUCCUCGACGCUUGGCUCCUUCAAAUGCAGACUAGUGACUUGGACACAUUCCUGUGCAAGCAGGAGUGGGAACGUCGUCUGGAAGAAGAACUAGAAAAACCUCGACGAGACUCAGCAUCUCAAAUCGAUGAUUUUUUCGAACCUACCCACAAUCGUCAUCAACCCACAAUGAGUUACGUUUCGAUGCGAACUCUCCCUGGAACUGACGAUGACGUUUUUCUUCGGCCACCUCUUUGGGAAGACAUAGCCAGUAGCAUACAAAACAUAGACCCAGAAAAUGCCAAUAUGUUAGGAGUAAGCCCAAGUCACGUGAAAUUAGAAGCCGUCGAUGAAUUAACUGCCAGUUGUCCUCCAACGCCGUCCCCCCUUCUCUCCCCCUUAGAAAUCAAAACAGAAAAGGUGUUGCAACAGUCCACUCCCACCCUCCAUCUGAUGGGCACCCCCACGAGCCCUUACAACCAAGCGCAGCCCACUAGUCCGCAACAAACUCCCCAUUACCACCAGCAGACGUUGCACCACAACAACAAUAACAAUAACAACAAUAACAAUAACACCCACUCGCAGUAUAAAUACAACAAUGCAGUGGCGCCGAGUCCCGCCCCUGGCAAUGCUCUCUACCCCCCCAUAUCUAGGUUAAUGUAUGUGUCGCCGUUGACACCCCCCAGUUCAGAACCGGGUUCUCCUGGGGGAACGCUGCCACGGCGUACACCACCACCCCCAUAUCCUGCCCCUGGAUGCCAACAGCAGACACCACAGCCUACCAUCAACCGAAUUACUUCUUCCACUGCGAAAUACAACAGGAGGAACAAUCCCGAACUGGAGAAAAGACGGAUACACCAUUGCGAUUUCUUAGGUUGUACAAAAGUCUACACAAAGAGCUCACAUCUGAAAGCACAUCAAAGGAUUCACACAGGAGAAAAACCGUACCAGUGUCAGUGGCCUGAAUGUGAAUGGCGAUUCGCCAGAUCGGAUGAACUUACAAGACAUUAUCGAAAGCACACAGGAGCAAAACCAUUUAAAUGUGCGGUUUGUGAAAGAUCGUUUGCUCGAUCGGAUCAUCUUGCCUUACACAUGAAACGACACCUUCCUAAAACAUCAAAGUAAUAUCUGAUAUUUAUAAUAUUUUAUACAAACUUUAAUUUAUCAUCACAUUCCUCUCUACUAUUCUCUUAAGGAACGAUCUCAAAUGCUUAGGGCCAAUUUCAUAACCUUUAAUUCGAUUAUGAAAUGGGCCGGUAGAAAAACGUACAUUUUGUUAAAUUUUCCAAUACCUCAUGUUCACCGUCAUGCCUUUUGUGAAUUUAGAGGCCUUCCCCAGUGUACUUAAGUGUAAUGCAAAAUUUGUGAUUUUUAACUUAACACUUCUCCAUCCACGCUUGACGUCGUACUAUAGGUGACUGUAAUAAAAGUUUCAUUUAAACUAUUUGGUUGUGAAAUAAUUAUUGUUAUUUAUAAUAUUGUUUAUGAGCACUACUAACAAUUGUUAGGUAAAUUUUCUUUAACAUUGCCAUCUGUUUUACCCAGUGUUGUGAUUUUGUUCGAAUAUGUCGUAUACACUAUUCAGUAUAUGAAGUUACCAAAUAUGUACGCUGAAUUAUGUUGUACAUAAAAAUAAAGCAAAACUGACUAGAAACUAGUCAAGUAAUUCCAAUAUUUGUAAGUAGGUUGUAAUUAUUAUAUUGCAUAUUUAGCGUAUUUAUAAGUAUUAUAGAUGAAACACAAAUUUUAUUAACAUUACUUUGUACUUCAUGUUAUUUAUAUGAAUAGAGCAAACUAGAGUACACAAUAGUUUAGGUAGAAAUUGUUUUCAUUUUUUAAUUUUGUAUAAUUUACUUUUAAUACAAGUUUAUUUUUA
Messenger RNA from Tribolium madens (black flour beetle), 2506 nucleotides. Its product is annotated as Krueppel-like factor 5. The transcript is spliced from 5 exons. NCBI's taxonomy places the organism in Eukaryota, Metazoa, Arthropoda, Insecta, Coleoptera, Tenebrionidae. Gene Ontology annotation, molecular function: DNA-binding transcription factor activity, RNA polymerase II-specific; RNA polymerase II cis-regulatory region sequence-specific DNA binding. The coding region runs from base 535 to 1755 and encodes 406 amino acids. Gene Ontology annotation, biological process: regulation of transcription by RNA polymerase II. The record is from RefSeq and is a predicted model, not a curated record.